Molecule: messenger RNA, 3675 nt
Organism: Lemur catta (Ring-tailed lemur)
Lineage: Eukaryota; Metazoa; Chordata; Mammalia; Primates; Lemuridae
Gene: HMGCR
Product: 3-hydroxy-3-methylglutaryl-CoA reductase
Exons: 20
Coding region: 400-3066 (888 amino acids)
Biological process (GO): sterol biosynthetic process; isoprenoid biosynthetic process; coenzyme A metabolic process
Cellular component (GO): peroxisomal membrane; endoplasmic reticulum membrane
Molecular function (GO): NADP binding; hydroxymethylglutaryl-CoA reductase (NADPH) activity; protein binding
Source: RefSeq, a predicted model, not a curated record
UCCCCUAUCGGCUUCGCCUAGACUGCUUCCAUGCUUGCGCCCCCACGGCUCUUAGACCAAUCGGCAGGCCCUAGUGCUGGGACUCGACUACCUAUUGGCUGGCCAAACCAUGGUGAGAGAUGGUGCGGUGCGGGUUCUCUGCCUGAGUGAGAGCUGUGGGCGGUUGUUAAGGCGACCGUUCGUGACGUAGCGCCGUCAGGCCGAGCUGCUCCCAGGUGAUUGGCUGGACGAUCGGACGAUCCUCUCUUAUUGGUCGCAGGCUCGCCUACCUCCGAGCGUGCGUAAGGCGAGGGUUCCUUCCGCUCCGUGUCUCCGUUGACUGGAGACAGGCGGAGAGUCGGCGCUCAGGUUGGGUGGCCUCUAGUGAGAUCCGGAGGAUCCAAGAAUUCUGUAACUACAAUGUUGUCAAGACUUUUCCGAAUGCAUGGCCUCUUUGUGGCCUCCCAUCCCUGGGAAGUCAUAGUGGGAACAGUGACACUGACCAUCUGUAUGAUGUCCAUGAACAUGUUUACUGGUAAUGAUAAGAUCUGUGGUUGGAAUUAUGAGUGUCCAAAGUUUGAAGAGGAUGUUUUGAGCAGUGACAUUAUAAUUCUGACAAUAACACGAUGUAUAGCAAUCCUGUAUAUUUAUUUCCAGUUCCAGAAUUUACGUCAACUUGGAUCAAAAUAUAUUUUGGGUAUUGCUGGCCUCUUCACAAUUUUCUCAAGCUUUGUAUUCAGUACAGUUGUCAUUCACUUCUUAGACAAAGAAUUGACAGGCUUAAAUGAAGCUUUGCCCUUUUUCCUACUUUUGAUUGACCUUUCCAGAGCAAGUGCAUUAGCAAAGUUUGCCCUCAGUUCUAAUUCACAAGAUGAAGUAAGGGAAAAUAUUGCCCGUGGAAUGGCAAUUUUAGGUCCCACAUUCACCCUCGAUGCUCUUGUUGAAUGUCUUGUGAUUGGAGUUGGUACCAUGUCAGGGGUGCGUCAGCUUGAAAUUAUGUGCUGCUUUGGCUGCAUGUCAGUUCUGGCCAACUACUUCGUGUUCAUGACUUUCUUCCCAGCUUGUGUAUCCUUAGUAUUAGAGCUUUCUCGGGAAAGCCGCGAAGGUCGUCCAAUUUGGCAGCUCAGCCAUUUUGCCCGAGUUUUAGAAGAAGAAGAAAAUAAACCAAAUCCUGUAACUCAGAGGGUCAAGAUGAUUAUGUCUCUAGGCUUGGUUCUUGUUCAUGCUCACAGUCGCUGGAUAGCUGAUCCUUCUCCUCAAAACAGUACAGCAGAAAAUUCUAAAGUCUCUUUAGGACUGGAUGAAAAUGUGUCCAAGAGAAUUGAACCAAGUGUUUCCCUCUGGCAAUUCUAUCUCUCUAAAAUGAUCAGCAUGGACAUUGAACAGGUUAUUACCCUAAGUUUAGCUCUCCUUCUGGCUGUCAAGUACAUUUUUUUCGAACAAGCAGAGACAGAAUCCACACUCUCAUUAAAAAACCCUAUCACAUCUCCUGUAGUGACCCAAAAGAAAGUCCCAGACAAUUGUUGUAGACGCGAACCUGUGCUGGUCACAAAGAACCAGAAAUUUCAUUCAGUGGAGGAAGAGACAGGGGUAAACCAAGAAAAAAAAGUGGAGGUUAUAAAACCCUUAGUGGCUGAAACUGACACCUCAAACAGAGCUACGUUUGUGGUUGGUGACUCCGCCUCACUCAAUACUUCAUCAGAACUGGCAAAACAGGAACCUGAACUUGAACUUCCCAAGGAGCCUCGGCCUAAUGAUGAAUGUAUACAGAUACUUGGGAAUCCAGAGAAAGGUGCAAAAUUUCUUAGUGAUGCCGAGAUCAUCCAGUUAAUCAAUGCUAAGCAUAUCCCAGCUUACAAAUUGGAAACCCUGAUGGAAACCCAUGAACGUGGUGUAUCUAUUCGCCGACAGUUACUUUCCAAAAAGCUUUCAGAACCUUCUUCUCUCCAGUACCUACCUUACAGGGAUUAUAAUUACUCCCUGGUGAUGGGAGCUUGUUGUGAGAAUGUUAUCGGAUAUAUGCCCAUCCCUGUUGGAGUGGCAGGACCUCUGUGCUUGGAUGGAAAAGAAUUUCAGGUUCCAAUGGCAACAACAGAAGGUUGUCUUGUGGCCAGCACUAACAGAGGCUGCAGAGCAAUUGGUCUUGGUGGAGGUGCCAGCAGCCGAGUCCUUGCCGAUGGUAUGACUCGUGGCCCAGUAGUGCGUUUUCCUCGGGCUUGUGACUCUGCAGAAGUGAAGGCCUGGCUUGAAACACCUGAAGGGUUCACACUGAUAAAGGAGGCAUUUGACAGCACCAGUAGAUUUGCACGUCUACAGAAACUUCAUAUGAGUAUAGCUGGACGCAACCUUUAUAUCCGUUUCCAGUCCAGGUCUGGGGAUGCAAUGGGGAUGAACAUGAUUUCAAAGGGUACAGAGAAAGCGCUUUCAAAACUUCAUGAGUAUUUUCCCGAAAUGCAGAUUCUAGCCGUUAGUGGUAACUAUUGUACUGACAAGAAACCUGCUGCUAUAAACUGGAUCGAAGGAAGAGGAAAGUCUGUUGUUUGUGAAGCUGUCAUUCCAGCCAAGGUUGUCAGAGAAGUAUUAAAGACUACUACAGAAGCUAUGAUUGAGGUAAACAUUAAUAAGAAUCUGGUGGGCUCUGCCAUGGCCGGGAGCAUCGGAGGCUACAAUGCGCAUGCGGCGAACAUUGUCACUGCUAUCUACAUUGCCUGUGGACAGGAUGCAGCACAGAAUGUUGGUAGUUCAAACUGUAUUACUUUAAUGGAAGCAAGCGGUCCCACAAAUGAAGAUUUGUAUAUCAGUUGCACCAUGCCAUCUAUAGAAAUAGGAACUGUGGGUGGUGGGACCAACCUACUACCUCAGCAGGCCUGUUUGCAGAUGCUGGGAGUUCAAGGAGCAUGCAAAGAUAAUCCUGGGGAAAAUGCCCGGCAGCUUGCCCGAAUUGUGUGUGGCACAGUAAUGGCUGGAGAGUUGUCACUGAUGGCAGCACUGGCAGCAGGACAUCUAGUCAAAAGUCACAUGAUUCACAACAGGUCAAAGAUAAAUUUACAAGACCUCCAAGGAACUUGCGCCAAGAAAACGGUUUGAAUAGCUUGACAGUUCUGAACUGAAACAUGGGCAUUGGGUUCUAAAGGACUAACAUAAAUUCCACGAAUUAAAAAGCUCAAUGCAGUGUGUUGUUGAGGAUGAAUAGAUGUGAUCAGUGUGAUGACUGCUUGGUUUGGGGCUCUUUCAGAGAGUUUUGAGGUUUUUCCAUUUAGAUUCCUCAGAUCUGAAAAUGGUUUAGUACUUUAUGUGUGAUGCUCUUUGGGAAGAUUUCAACAUGGAUGGUAAUCUACAGCUCGCUUCUGAAAGCAAAUACAAGCUGGAAAAAGUAUUUUCUUUUGAUGAAGUUCAUGGUGAUCAGUAUGAGACAGUACUCCCCCAUCCCCUGCCAUUUGAACGUAGAUUUUUAAAUUAUACUGUAGCUGCCAAAACCCUGAUUUUAUAGUUAAUUUAUUAAGUCUGGGUUGUAGAACUUUAAGAAAUAAGAGCUAGGCCUAUUUUUUGUAAAUUAAUACUUCAUUUGGUGCUGGUCUAUUUCGAUUUUGGGGGGUAACCAACAUUAUUCUUCAGAAGGGGACCUGCUUUCUUCAAGGGAGGAAUUAUUCCCAAACUAUAGAAUAAUGUGCUAAGACGUGCUAAGUAGCUUUCUAU